Messenger RNA from Silurus meridionalis, 2261 nucleotides. It is a transcript of the gene egr4, whose product is annotated as early growth response 4. Bases 210 to 1448 code for a protein of 412 amino acids. The record is from RefSeq and is a predicted model, not a curated record. NCBI's taxonomy places the organism in Eukaryota, Metazoa, Chordata, Actinopteri, Siluriformes, Siluridae. Gene Ontology annotation, molecular function: RNA polymerase II cis-regulatory region sequence-specific DNA binding; DNA-binding transcription factor activity, RNA polymerase II-specific. The transcript has 2 exons. Gene Ontology annotation, biological process: regulation of transcription by RNA polymerase II.
UCCGGUGGACGUAGCGACGGCGAAGAGCGACCAAAGACCACCGAAAGACCCACUGUCUGACGGGCACGCAAAGGGAAUCCCGACAGCCAAACGCGGAGAUUGAUUACAUUUCUCAAUUACGCACUGGCGAAAUUGAUCCUUGCUCGACACGAGACUUGUGGAUUUGCAUCGUGCUUUUGAUUUAUUUCUUCUCGUCCAAGGAAAACAGGAUGAUCAGUACAGUGGACUUCAGCGCACUCGACUUUCUAUGCGCAGCAACCGAGAACGGCGCUCAAACCGAGCGUGAUGCCGACUUUGAGGGGCUUCUGAAACCUAAAGUUGAGCAGCCGGAUCCUUCUUUCCUCCCAGACCUGAGUGAAAGCUCUGGUGACGGUCUGCCUCCUUCCCCACUCACAUACACCGGCACUUUCCAUGCUGAGACAGCCGCGUGCAGCGCGGACGCUCUGCUGAACAUGAUCACUGAGAUCGUGGGCAUCUGCACAAAUCCCAUGUACGAGAGCCACCGCGAUGACUUCUCGCAGUCGAUAGCAACGAGCUCAAGCUCCCGCGGCAGUGUGCUCUACAGACAGGGCUCGGUGGGCUCCACGGGCAGCUCCACGCCCUCUCUGGGAUCCCCCGAGCCGCUCUGCAACGACCCCUCCGACGACUUCAUGGAUGUGUCCAGCCAACAGCAGCUGUUCCCGGUGACUGUUAAGAAGGAGCGUGAGGAGGACUGCCGCGGCUGCGACUUCUUUGAUGUGUUGAGCGUGUCAGACACCCGACUCUCGGAUCAGGACGCAGACCUGGAUGACAUCAUCGACCUGCUUUCCCCACUCUGUCCUGAGACAGACUCGUUGGACACUCAAACUCUGGACACUUGGAUUAAACAGGAAGCGGUCUGCGUGGAGCAGUGCUCACACAGUGCGACCACAUCUAACCAAACUCCCACCUCCAUCAACAUCCCAGCUCCAUCAACUCUAACCGGAAACGCGUUCUAUAGAGCAGCCUUUCCAAACGGCCAGCUGUUUGAUCUGAACUGUUCCUCGGUGCUGGACUCUCUGCUCUUCUCCAACACUUCAACCACCAGCAGAAGCCGAGGUCAAUCGAGUAAAACGGGCACCAGGAAAGGCGCCCCGCGUGAAAAGCCCUUUUCCUGUCCAGUGGAGAACUGCGACCGGCGCUUCUCGCGCUCCGACGAGUUGAACCGCCACGUGCGCAUUCACACGGGCCACAAGCCGUUCCAGUGCCGCGUGUGCAUGCGGUGCUUCAGCCGCAGCGACCAUCUGACCACGCACAUGCGCACGCAUACCGGUGAGAAGCCCUUUUCGUGCGACGUGUGCGGCCGCCGGUUCGCCCGGAGCGACGAGAGGAAGAGGCACUGGCGCGUGCACCUCAAGCAGAGGGAAAGGAUGCAACAGAAGGCUGAGCUCUUGGCAGCACGCGCUUUCGCCUUACCGGGUCUCGUGUGAGCGCGCGCUCUUGGGUCAAAAAAAAAAAACGUGUGUUCACCUGCUACGAAGGGAAGCUUCUGGUUAAAGUAAAGCACAGUUUACCGGCGCGAGACGGUUCACCAGAUGGAAGCGUGAAAAGCUCAAAGUUGCAGUCACGCAAAAAAAAAAAAAACAUAUAUAAUGGGGGAAUGAUCGGAGAGAAAAGUGGCCUGAUUUUGGCACCACUUUCAAUGGACUUCCGGUGCGCAGAUGCCGUGGUGUCCCUUUGACGAGGUCAUAACCAAGACUGCACAUUACUUGGAUAUUGGACUCUUCGAGUCUCUCGAGUGUCGUAUAUUUUUGCUGUUGAAAUUAAAAAUGCAUGUUUUCUUCCAUAUGUUAUUAAAACUGUUCGGCGCUGCUAGACCAUGUCAUGCAUGCACAUGAUCCAACUUUUACUAAAUGGUCAUCGUGUUGUAUUUUGAUACUUCAUUGUGUAUAAAUAUAAGACUAAAGAAACCUAUAUUUGUAUAUUUUCGAUGGGUAUUUUUUUACUGAACAAAAUGACAGAAGAAUAUAGAAAAAAAAUCUUCUUAGAGAUUUUAUCAGAAUGUUGUAUUCAACUUUUUACAAAUGGAGCGCUUGACUGGUUCCCUGGGAACCAAACGCAGAUGAAGACAUCAACAUAGUAGUUGAGUUUCAGUAGCACACUUGGUUGUGCAGAUAUCUUAUUUUGUCUAUUUGCAUUUUUUUUUUAUGAAAUCAAAUGUUACUGUGCAAUGCCACGCCGUUUAAAGCCUAAUGGGUAUUUCAGAUCAUUUAUGAAUGAAAUAAAAUGGACUGUUUAUUGAG